AUGUCUUCCCUCAACACUGAGGAUACCCCGCAAGAGCCCUCACCCUUGCCUUCAAGCUCCAAGAAGAAAAAGAAGACAAGAAAGUGGCCACGGCAAGAGGCCAGCAUCCAAGCCCUCACCAGGGCUGGCCACAGGGCCCUAUUGGCUGGUCAGAAUCACAAGGCCUUGACCAGCUUCCAGAGGGCCUUCCUCCUGGCUUCCAAGUCACCACAAACCAGGGACAUCCCUGUUCUCCGGGCCUGUGCCUUCAACCUGGGGGCUGCCUACGUGGAGACUGGGGACCCAGCCAGAGGGCUUGAGCUGCUCCUACGAGCUCAACCUCAAGAGACAGCCCAGGGCGGGUGUCAUGGCGACCAGUGUUUCAACGUGGCUUUGGCUUACCAUGCCCUGGGCGACCUGCCUCAGGCUUUGGCUUGGUAUCACAAGGCCCUGGGCCACUACCAGCCACUAGGUGACCAGGGGCAAGCCCAGGCAAAAAUGGGAGCCUGCUACCAGGCUCUGGGACAGCCUGAGCUAGCAGCCCACUGCCUGCAGGAAGCGAGCCGGGCCUACGCCCAAGCAGGGCAGCCCCGGGCUGCAGCCCUGGCACUGGGGGCUGCAGCGGGCUGUAUGCUGAAGAGCGGGCAGCACGGGGUGGGUGAUGUGGUGCAGGUGCUGGAGGAGAGCCGGAGGCUUGCUGAGAGGAGCACUGAGCGAGGACUGCUGGGGCAACUCUAUAACGACCUAGGCCUGGGCUAUUUCCAGCUCCAGCUGUUCCCGCUAGCAGCAGAGGCCUUCCGGCAAGCCCUGCCCCUGUGCCGGGGGCCAGGAGAGGAGGCCACGGUGCUAAGAAACCUUGGGAUGACCCACAAUGCCCUCGGCAACUAUCAGGAAGCCCGGGAGUUUCACCAGAAGGCUGCCGACACGCACGGCUCUGUGGGGCAGCGAUGGGAGCAGGGCCGGAGCUUUGGAAGCCUGGCAUUUGCACUGAGCCAGCUGGGAGACCACAAGGCUGCCAGAGACAACUAUCUACAUGCUCUGCAGGCUGCCCGGGACACUGGGGACGUGAAGGGGCAAUGGCAGGCCUGUGAGGGUCUGGGGGCUGCUGCAGCCAGACUGGGGCAGCAUGACCAGGCUUUGAAGUACUAUAAGGAAGCGCUGGCCCGGUGUCAGAAGGAGCCAGAUUCUGUGCGAGAGCGGCUGGUGGCCAAGCUGACAGACGCCAUAAGGACCCACCUGGCCCGGGGUGGACUGCUCCCGACCCACACCCUGACCUCAGCUCCAGGGGGGCCCCAGGCUCCAGGUGGGGCCUGCCCCGUGGUGGGGACCCCAGCCAGGGUGGGGAAAGACACAGCAGGAGUGCAGCACAGAUCUUCCAACAGGUGGGAAGAUGAGUUAGAGGAGGGCCACGAGGGGAAAGAGGAAGAGUUGGCGAAUGUUCUCACAACGUCUUGGGCACCAAGACUGGAGCGUCCAAGACCCAGGGCCCAUCUCUCAUUUGGAGGCCAAGGCCCCCUCAGAAUGGAGAACCCUGGCCUUCUGGUCACCAACGGCCCCCACAGCAAGAGGUCAUCCAAACAGCCUAGGGAAACCCCCAGCAGGAACCCUCAGAGGAGAUCCACUGAGUCUGGCUUCUGCAGGAUCAUGUGACCCUCCCCUGCUGGCCACAGCAUGGCCCCUGCAGUACCUCCUCAACAUACAGACUUCAGGGGCUUCUGGGGCUGAGCCCCUUCCCAGUCAUUCCCAGUGAGUACUAUAUGGACACAGAAUACAACGUCAGAAAGUGGGCUCCGGAGCAGGCUGGACAAGGGCUUUGCAGUCUCAGCACUGAGGCGGUCUGUGUGCUCCUCGUUGGGAUUUUUGGACUCAAUAAGCAAAAGAAAAAUGGAAAACGGAUGGUGAAUUUCCCCCCUUUCCUUCUGGAUUCAAACCUCACAAUUGCUAAGACCCUUGCCAGUUCUUAAAACUAUGACAUCUUGGUUAAGAGGCUUUGGAGUCACUGACUCCAUUUUCUCAGGUGGGAAAUGGUGAUCUAAUGCUACAGAAGAUACACCUUAACCAACCAAUGGAUGCAUUCCUCUUCCUCCAAGAAACAUAGCAGAUGCUGGAUGCAGGCCCCUCAGGCCUGUAGCAAAACUGCUGCCAGCAGCUGCAACAACAGUAUUAUGUAACACUGAUCACUUAGCACAUACUACACACUGUUCUGCAAAGUGCUUCACAAGUGUCUUCUCCUUUAAUCCUCACAGCAGAUGAAUCCCCUUUCACAGAUGAGGAAAACAAGGCACAAAAGUUAACUGGUUUGCCACCCAGGUCACACAACUAGUAAGUGAAGCUGCGAUUCAAACCUAGGCAGUGAGUUGAGUACCUUCUAGAAUGCUGUGCAGUCAGUUCUACUCCCCCAGUUAAGCCAUUGCUUACCGAGUUGGUUGUGUUUGAUACCAAAUGUGUUUAU
Molecule: messenger RNA, 2431 nt
Organism: Balaenoptera acutorostrata (minke whale)
Lineage: Eukaryota; Metazoa; Chordata; Mammalia; Artiodactyla; Balaenopteridae
Gene: TTC24
Product: tetratricopeptide repeat domain 24
Exons: 9
Coding region: 1-1629 (542 amino acids)
Molecular function (GO): protein binding
Source: RefSeq, a predicted model, not a curated record